GUCAGAAAUCAUCUCUUCUCUGUUUAAAAAUUAUAUCAGAAAUUUCUGAAGCUUCUCUAUAUUUUUCUUGGCCAUGACCGCGCAGAAAUCUGUGUUACAAUUAAGUGUUCAUGAAGAAGGAAUCAGGAAGAAAGCGUGGGUAGCCGUUUCUAGGUUUUCAGGGGUUACUUCGAUAGAAAUGGAUGACAAAACCGGUAAAAUGACGGUAGUUGGUGAAGUUGAUGUGCCGAGAAUCGUGAAGAAGCUAAGGAAGAUAUGUAGUGCAGAGCUUGUUACAGUUGAAGUUGUUAAACCGCCUGAGAAAAAGCCUGAACCGAAGAAACCGGAUGAUUUUGUUGCUUAUCCAUUUUCGAUUAACUACCCGUACCCAUACCAUUCAUACUAUCCAACAUACUGUUAUUGUAAUUGUGGUGAAGCAACCAAAUAAUUAAUACGUGCAGUUAUGUAAUUUUCCUAGAUUUCUUUCAGAUAACAUAAUAUAUAUUAGCAAUGUAACAACUUUUUGAUGAAAGCAUAUUAUUUGAGUUAAUGUAAUA
This is a messenger RNA of Brassica oleracea var. oleracea, 536 nucleotides long. RefSeq lists its product as uncharacterized. Bases 74 to 427 code for a protein of 117 amino acids. Gene Ontology annotation, molecular function: metal ion binding. The record is from RefSeq and is a predicted model, not a curated record. Lineage: Eukaryota; Viridiplantae; Streptophyta; Magnoliopsida; Brassicales; Brassicaceae. The transcript is spliced from 3 exons.